Argiope bruennichi is the source of this 2049-nucleotide messenger RNA. RefSeq names its product carcinine transporter-like. The record is from RefSeq and is a predicted model, not a curated record. Bases 215 to 1867 code for a protein of 550 amino acids. Gene Ontology annotation, molecular function: transmembrane transporter activity. Gene Ontology annotation, cellular component: membrane. Gene Ontology annotation, biological process: transmembrane transport. The transcript has 11 exons. Lineage: Eukaryota; Metazoa; Arthropoda; Arachnida; Araneae; Araneidae.
UAUUAGAUCCCUUGAAUCUGGCAAAAGCGGCAAAUGCCCUUCUGAAAAUGGAAAAAUAAAUUUAGAACGAUUUUGUAAUUUGAAGGAACCGUCAAAACACGGAAGGAACAAGUACAAAAAUAUGGCACAUAACACUUACGAACUGAAGAAUUACACAAAAAUUUUCCCUUUUGAGGAAAUAAACCAACCCUUGUAAAGUCUAAUAAAUACUAUAAUGGACUUCAAUGCUGCUCUCCAGGAUGUUGGUGACUUUGGUCUGUACCAAAAGCUACUAUGCAUUUUUCUGGUUGUACCUUCAGCAAGUUUAUGUGCAUUGGUAUAUUUCACUCAGUUUUUUACAAUUCUGGUUCCAAAUCAUCGCUGCAGGCUAUCUGAAGAUGAUACUUAUCAACAUAAUGCUUCCAUAUUUAACACCUCAAUACCAUAUGAAGACGUGAAUGGGCUCUGGGUACCCAAGAUGUGUGAAAUGUAUGAUCCAUCUAGUGUUGUAUACAUCUCUGAGGAGGGAUAUUAUACAAGCAAUGUCUCUACGAGUUGUCAGUAUGGUUGGGUUUAUGAUUUUAGUGAAUUAUAUCCUACCAUAGCUACUGAAAUGAACUGGGUAUGUGAUAAUGAUCAGCUGCCUUAUCAGUCCCAAACUAUUUUUUAUGUAGGAACUAGCCUUGGAUGUAUAGUUUUUGGCCUUAUAGCUGAUAGGUAUGGACGUCGUCCUUCCAUUAUAUUGAGCUAUGUAAUUGCCUGUGUUGCAGGCAUUGGAAGUGCAUUCACAACUUCUUUUUAUACAUUUAAUAUUCUCCGAUUUUUUGUUGGUGCUACUAUUAUACCUUUAUCUGAAGAUCCUUAUGUACUCAGUCUUGAGUACAUAGGAGUCAAGAAACGGACAAUAGUUAUUAUCAUUUGGUCCAUGGGUUAUAUUGUAUUCUCUGCUAUAUGUCCUUGGAUUGCAUAUGGACUUCGUGAUUGGCGUCUUCUUUGUAUUAUUACUUCUGCUCCUUUGGCAGCAAUACCGGUGUUUGGAAAAUUUGUUCCAGAAUCUGCUAGUUGGCUGCUGACUCAAGGUAGAAAGAAAGAAGCUGUUAAACUUUUGAAAACAGUUGCUAGGAUUAAUAAAAGGGAAUAUCCAGAGGAAUUUGGCGAGAGAUGUUAUGAUAAAAACAACAAAGAUACUAGCAAAGAUACUACAGUUUUAGAUUUGUUUAGAACUCCUAGAUUGAGAUUGAACAAUGUAGUUCUAGCUAUUACAUGGUUUGUUGUCUAUUGUUGCUAUCACACUAAUACCCAGAAUGCCUCUAACUUGGGAACAAAUGUUUAUGAUUCAUUUACAUAUAGUUCUUUGGUUGAAAUCCCUGCAUUGUUUGUUAUUCUGUUUGGUAUUGACUGGCUGGGUCGAAGGUGGCCAGUUGCCUUUUCUUCCUUAGCUGCGGGAAUCGCAGGACUCAUCAUUUUAAUCAUACCCAGAGAUGCAAUCAAAGCCCACCUUGGAUUGGCUCUCAUUCAGCGAGUCACCAUCACUAUUGUGUACAAUGUGAUAAUGCAGUAUUCUGCUGAGCUCCUGCCCACCGUGCUGCGUGGGCGUGGUCUAGCCUUUCUGAGACUGAUGGGAACACUUGGUUUGUAUCUCAGCCCAUCGAUUGUCUAUCUAUCAAUGACAUUGCCUGGUUUACCCUUGGUGGUAUCAGGAAUCUUGAUGCUACUUGUGUCUGCCUUUACAUUAUCCCUCCCAGAGACUCUGCACAAACAUUUGCCUCAUAGCAUAGAAGAAGGAGAGAUGUUUGGGAAGAACCAAAAUUUACUGGAUUGUCCCUGCAUGAACAAAAGCUCAAUGGAGAGUGAUGAAGAUCCAGAUUCUCCUACUGAAAAAGCUUAAUCAUUUAUCAGUUCUCCAUGUUUACUGAAUUUAUGUCUACUUAUCAUCUUUCAAUUUAUUUAUUUGAAGCUGCACUUUUUAUAGAAUUUUUACCGUUUUACAUAGCAUUUAUUCUCUAGUCUCAUUCAAAUUCUAUUGCUUGUUGACUUGUUACUAAUAUAAUAAAAUUAUUAUUGAAUGAA